Messenger RNA from Naumovozyma castellii, 1530 nucleotides. RefSeq names its product CDC14 family protein phosphatase. The record is from RefSeq and is a predicted model, not a curated record. The coding region runs from base 1 to 1530 and encodes 509 amino acids. The transcript has a single exon. Lineage: Eukaryota; Fungi; Ascomycota; Saccharomycetes; Saccharomycetales; Saccharomycetaceae.
AUGCCAAAAAGUUUGUACUUGGAUAAUACAAUAGAAUUUCUAAACGGAAGAGUAUAUCUCGGAGCAUACGAUUAUACGCCCGAGGACAAUGACGAAGUGAUAUUCUUUACCGUUGAAGACACAUUAUUUUAUAACAGCUUCCAUUUGGAUUUUGGUCCUUUGAACAUUGGUCAUCUUUACAGGUUUGCAGUAAUAUUCCACGAGAUCUUGAAUGAUCCUAAUAAUUCCGAUAAAGCUGUGGUCUUUUAUUCAUCGGCUUCCACUAGGCAGAGAGCUAAUACGGCUUGUCUGUUGUGUUGCUACAUGAUAUUAGUUCAAGGCUGGACUCCUCACCAAGUGUUACAACCAUUAGCACAAGUUGAUCCGCCAUUUAUGCCAUUCAGAGAUGCAGGUUAUUCCAAUGCAGAUUUUGAGAUUACAAUCCAAGAUGUCGUCUAUGGUGUAUGGCGAGCAAAAGAGAAAAAGCUAAUUGAUCUUCAUACUUUCAAUUUAGAAAGUUAUGAAAAGUAUGAACAUGUGGAAAAUGGGGAUUUGAAUAUUCUUACACCCGAUAUUGUUGCAUUUGCAUCACCUCAAGAAGAUAUAAGGUCGCAUUCCUCUACAUCCAGAUCAAAAUCUCACUUAAAUCAACCAUUUAGAAGCGUUUUAAAAUAUUUUACUAGCCACGACGUUGGACUGGUGGUUAGAUUGAACUCGCAUUUAUAUAAUAAGAAACACUUCGAAGACGUUGGCAUCAAACAUCAAGACUUGAUCUUUGAAGACGGUACGUGUCCAGACAUGUCUAUUGUUCACGACUUUAUUGGUAUGACGGAGACUACUAUUAAAAAGGGAGGGAAAAUAGCCGUGCAUUGUAAAGCUGGCCUGGGAAGAACUGGAUGUUUAAUUGGUGCCUGGUUAAUUUACACUUAUGGUUUUACUGCAAAUGAGUGUAUUGGGUUUCUAAGAUUUGUCAGACCGGGAAUGGUUGUUGGUCCACAACAACACUGGCUUUAUUUACACCAGAAUGAUUUUAGGGAGUGGAAAUAUACUAUGAGAGUGGCUCUGAAAGCAAGCGAUAGCUUGGGUGGGAUGUUCCCAUUGGUACCUUUAGAAGAAUACAGGAUCCAAAAGAGGAAUUUAAGAGAGGUCAAAAUCGAUAACGCAGAUAUGAAUGAUAAUCUUCGAGAUUUGGUUAUAACUCCAAGGAAACAACAGUCGCCUAAAAAAAUGGUAAAAUCUUACUCAGCUGCAGUACCGCAAAACUCUCCAGGCCAACCAAGAAAGGGACAAAACGGAGAAAAUAUGAUAGAAGAUAUAGACUCCACAAAUCCCAAAUCUUACCAGGCUAGAAAGGUCACAUUUGAUAAUAAUUCAGAUGAUGAAAACAAUGUUUCAAGGUCAUGGGAGAGAUCAGAUAGAACGAUCCAAAAUGAUGAAGAUGACAAUAUCUUAAGACAAUUAGUGCCGAAAGGCAAGCGUUCCAUUUCUGGAAGAAGAGCAGCUAGCAAUAGUGCAGGUGUAAGAAAGAUGAGUGGCACCACGAAAAGAUAA